CAGCGGAGGCGGCGUCACCGGCGGGACGGUCCACGCGGCGAGUCAACAGGUCGGUGGUCAGCAGUGGUGCCCUGUGAGCUGAGCGUCUCCGCCGAGCGGGACACAGCAGCGGCUCUCCGACAGCGAACGGGUGGCCGCGGCGCUCUGGACCUCCCCAGCCCGGCAGCUUGGAGCUAGGAACCGCGGAGGAACUCGACACUCUGCGACUGCAGAUGAAAGGAGAGGAUCGCUUCCACUUCGCACAGUUAUCUGCGUUUUAGCGCGGCUACCUAAGCUGGUUGGACAUUUUACGAAGGCGUUAUCGAAGAUAAUUAACAUGCUGCUUUUACAAGCGAUACCAAUCACGGGACUGCACAGUGGCGCCCAGGAGCGUCCCACCGCGGAGAUAUUCGGUGGAGCUCGUACACCCAGCACCAGCGAAUCGUCAGAGAGCUCCAGCGGCGACGAGCAGACUCCGGAUCCCGGACAGACGUUCCGCCCGGAUCCCGGACAGACGUGCCGCCUGGAUCCCGGCCACCGUCCGGACGUGCGGACGGCCAGCGAUGUCGCGGAGACCUGUCCCCGCUCGCCGAGCGGCCGCCGGGAGGCCGCAGAGGAGGUGGGGAACACAGAGACGUCUCCGCUGACCGGGGAAGGCUCUGUCUCGGACGACGCUGACCAGGUGAGCUCUCUGUCCGACUCGCCGCGCCAGCACUCUGAUCAGAGUGUGGCGUACCGCUCGGACGGCGACUCUGUGUCCGUGGGCUCUCCGACUGCGUCUUCUCCACAGUCCAGUCAGUCAUCUGAGUCCGACUGUGAGCGGACGCGGCAGCCGGCCGCCGACACCGCCCAGCAGCGCUACGACUCUCUCUGCCGCUCCCUGGAGACGCUGAUCUGCUCCGCCGAGUCCGAGGAGCCGGCCCGCGGUGAGCCCGCGGUCUCUGGUGGGAGGUCUCCGGCCAGCCGCUCAGCGGCGUCCGGCGCCGGCAGCUCGGAGCGCCGAGUCGACAGGACGCUCCGCGCGGCCCCCGAGCAGCCGCCCCGCUCCAUCGGUUACGCGGGUUUUGUGGGUGUGCCGGUCCCUCGGAGCGCCGGCCGCUCUGACGGCUCGCACGCGGCCGCUGCCGACUUCACCUGUCUGCGGUCGGCCGGGCCGGCUGCCCCUGUCCAGAGGGCGCCGCGCGCCAUCCGGGGCGCGAACCGGCCGCCGGCGCUACCGGCAGCCGACACCGUCCCAGGAGACGCUGCGCCAGCUGCGGGAGCGCGUCUGUCUGGGCUGCACACGCGCCUUCCCAGAGGCCAACUACUUCGACGUGUACUGCCACGUCAACACCGUGUACGCCUGGUUCAACUGGAAGCUGGACGUCUGAGGGCGGCUGUGUUGGAGAGCUGAGGGACUGAGGGCGGCUGUGCUGGAGAGCUGAGAGACUGAGGGUGGCUGUGUUGGAGAGCUGAGGGACUGAGGGCAGCUGGUUAGAGAGACGAGGGACUGAGGGCGGCUGUGUUAGAGAGACGAGGGACUCUGUGUGGCUGUGUUAGCGGGUCGCAGCAUCUCAGCCCCGGACCAUCUUUAUGAAGAGUUUCUGCGCUUUGUAACCUGUUCGUCGCGCUGUACCAGCAGAGGUUUGUCUCUGACGCGGCACGGACUAACUUUGACAAGUGGUGCCAUAACUUAUAGUACAAAUCAGAGUACUGGUAGCGAUGCUCCUGCAUGCGGAUUGUGGCUGUACACGUUUAACCAAGGUUAACCAAGGUUUAUUCUUCAACCAAGGUUGUGCUUCAUACAUACUCAUUUAACGCGCAUAAUUCAUUAGCAUGUUGCCAUUUUAGAAGGAACUCUAUUUCUGAUUUUAUACUACGGUGUUCCAGUUCACUCUAAAUGCAUACAUUUAUUAUUCUGUAACUUCAACUCAGGCCAAUGAUCUUUGCCUUUGAAUGGGUGCUUUUGCGCUCACAUGUGUGGGUUUUAUGGUUUGACUUGGGUGUGAAUUAUGUUUGUUGUUUCCCAUAUGUUGUUGAUUCUUAUUGAAAUAAAGUUAUACACUGGC
Messenger RNA from Amphibalanus amphitrite, 2027 nucleotides. RefSeq names its product G protein-regulated inducer of neurite outgrowth 1-like. The record is from RefSeq and is a predicted model, not a curated record. Lineage: Eukaryota; Metazoa; Arthropoda; Thecostraca; Balanomorpha; Balanidae. Bases 317 to 1372 code for a protein of 351 amino acids. The transcript has 4 exons.